CCUAGCUAAGCAUGGCGGAGAAGGACGAGAAGGUGGGCGUGGGUCUGUCCUCCACGGGGCAGUUCGACCAGGAUAUCUACGGCUCCAGUCGUGAUCGCUUCUCUGGCUACAGCGCGACAGUCACAGAAGAGGGAGACGAGGGUGAUCAUGAACAACGUGCAGAUGACCAUCACUCUCGAGCCAAGAAAACGCAGCCUAAUGACGGGCUUAUCGACGACAACUACGACCCGUUCGCCGAGGCACGGGAAGCCAAUGGAUCAGGACUCGUCAACACGCGCAUCGUGGACCGCGAGAACGCGUACCGUAAGCGGCGUUUCGAGCGCAUGUUGUCUCCCGAGCGCGGCGAUGCCUUUGGGGACAAGACACCGGCACGCAGCUACAAGGAGAUUAUGCAGACGCAGCAACUGGAACAGGAACGCGCUGAAGUAGUGCGUAAGAUCCAGCAGAAACGCGAAGAGCAGGAGCAACAGCAGACACAGAGCCAAGAGCUACAAGAAAUGGACGCGACACCCAAGAGACGACGUAAGCGGAUGCGUUGGGACCAGGAAGCCCCAGAGAAGACAGAUGGAGAGAGUCAAUCCGAGUGGGACACUGCCUCUGAGAGCUCGUCCAGCUCCCUGGCUGCUACACCCUCCCGUACGGCGUCAAGAUGGGAUGCCACACCUGUCUCGGGGUCUGCGGUGGGCGCUACACCCGGCAGGAAGAACCGCUGGGAUGAAACACCAGUGGCAAACAGUGGAUCGUCCAAAUGGGACGCCACGCCUGUGAAUCUGGGCGGUGUGACUCCUGCAGGGACAGGCAAGCGCUCACGGUGGGAUGAGACCCCUGUCUCGGGUCCAAAUGACAUGGCUACACCUGGAAAAAGUGUACAGAUGACACCCGGUGGGUCCUUGGCUGCAGACAUCAUGAGCGGAGCGCUGACACCGGAGCUAGCGCAGCGUCUGCGCUGGGAACGGGAGAUCGAAGAGCGCAAUCGACCCCUGGCGGAUGAGGAGCUGGACGCACUGUUCCCUGCUACAGGAUACAAGAUUCUGGACCCUCCUGCAUCGUAUGUGCCUAUUCGCACGCCGUCACGGAAGCUGCUUGCCACUCCGACGCCGAUGGGACAGACGCCAGGCUUCGCGAUGCAAGCUACACCCGCGCGUGAAGACUACGGCGUGCCUGUCGGUACCCCGUCGGGUGGUGAUGGCACCAUGCCGUUUAUUAAGCCAGAAGACUACCAGUACUUUGGCAAAUUGAUGGACGAGGUCGAUGAAGAAAACUUGGACCCUGAGGCUGCCAAGGAGCGCAAGAUCAUGCGCUUGUUGCUCAAGAUUAAGAACGGUACGCCGCCGCAACGUAAAACUGCGCUGCGUCAGCUUACAGACAAGGCGCGUGAGUUUGGUGCUGGAGCGUUGUUCAACCAGAUCUUGCCGUUGCUUAUGGCUCCCACACUGGAGGACCAGGAGCGUCACUUGCUGGUCAAAGUAAUUGACCGCGUGCUGUACAAGCUUGACGACCUGGUUCGUCCGUACGUUCACAAGAUCUUGGUGGUGAUUGAGCCUCUACUGAUUGACGAAGACUACUACGCGCGUGUGGAAGGCCGUGAGAUCAUCUCGAACCUUGCGAAGGCUGCCGGACUGGCGACGAUGAUUUCCACGAUGCGUCCGGAUAUCGAUAUCGACGACGAGUAUGUCCGUAACACGACGGCACGUGCCUUUGCCGUGGUGGCCUCAGCGCUGGGUAUUCCUGCCUUGCUGCCGUUCUUGAAGGCGGUUUGCCAGUCGCGAAAGUCGUGGCAAGCUCGACACACGGGUAUCAAGAUCGUGCAACAGGUUGCGAUCCUUAUGGGCUGCGCUGUACUGCCGCAUCUUAAGCACCUCGUAGAGAUCAUCGAGCACGGUCUUGAAGACGACCAAAAGGUGCGUACUAUCACUGCUCUGGCUCUGGCUGCACUCGCUGAAGCUGCGCAUCCGUACGGCAUUGAGUCGUUUGACUCGGUGUUGCGUCCGCUGUGGCGUGGUACGAGAAAGCAUCAUGGCAAGGGGUUGGCGGCGUUUCUGAAGGCCAUUGGCUUCAUUAUCCCCCUCAUGGAUGCACAGUAUGCGAACUAUUACACGGUGGAAGUGAUGGAGAUCUUGAUUCGUGAAUUCCAGUCGCCUGAUGAAGAAAUGAAGAAGAUUGUGCUGAAGGUGGUGAAGCAAUGUGUCUCUACUGACGGCGUGGAAGCUUCGUACGUCAAGGAAAAGAUUUUGCCGGAGUUUUUCCGACACUUCUGGGUUCGACGUAUGGCGCUGGACCGACGCAACUAUCGGCAGCUAGUGGAGACGACGGUGGAGCUUGCGAAUAACGUGGGAGCGAGCGAGAUUAUCUCGCGAGUGGUGGAUGACCUCAAGGAUGAGAGUGAACCGUACCGCCGCAUGGUCAUGGAAGCGAUCCAGAAGAUUAUCUCGAAUUUGGGCGCUACGGAUAUCGGGACGGAUCUCGAAGAGAAGCUGAUUGACGGCAUCCUGUAUGCCUUCCAGGAGCAAACGUCCGACGAUACGUUUGUCAUGCUGAAUGGCUUUGGCAUUGUCGUGAACGCGCUUGGAAUCCGCGCGAAGAACUACUUGCCGCAGAUUUGCGGUACCAUCAAGUGGCGGCUGAAUAACAAACCGGCGAAGGUUCGCAUGCAAGCGGCUGACCUGAUUAACCGGAUUGCCGUGGUCAUGAAGACGUGCGAUCAGGAGCCGUUGAUGGGACACAUGGGUGUUGUGCUGUACGAGUAUCUUGGAGAAGAGUACCCGGAGGUGCUGGGUAGCAUUCUGGGAGCGCUCAAAGCUAUUGUCAAUGUGAUCGGGAUGAGUAAAAUGACCCCGCCGAUCAAGGAUCUGCUGCCUCGACUUACUCCGAUCCUUAAAAAUCGCCACGAGAAGGUUCAAGAGAACUGUAUCGACCUCGUUGGACGUAUUGCCGACCGUGGCGCGGACUUGGUAUCAGCUCGAGAGUGGAUGCGCAUCUGUUUCGAACUCCUGGAUAUGCUUAAAGCCCACAAGAAAGGCAUCCGUCGUGCUGCUGUCAACACGUUUGGAUACAUUGCCAAGGCGAUUGGUCCUCAGGACGUGCUGCACACUUUGCUGAAUAAUUUGAAGGUCCAAGAACGACAGAAUCGUGUGUGUACUACUGUAGCCAUUGCUAUUGUGGCCGAGACGUGCUCGCCGUUCACCGUGGUGCCAGCUCUUAUGAACGAAUACCGUGUGCCAGAGCUGAAUGUGCAGAACGGUGUGCUAAAGGCGUUCUCGUUCAUGUUCGAGUACAUUGGAGAGAUGGGCAAGGACUACAUUUACGCGGUGGCUCCGCUACUGCAGGACGCGCUGAUGGACCGCGACUUGGUGCAUCGUCAAACGGCGUGCACGACGGUCAAGCAUUUGGCGCUGGGUGUUGCUGGUUUGGGUUGCGAGGAUGCGCUGGUGCACCUGCUCAACUUUGUGUGGCCGAACAUUUUUGAAACGUCUCCGCACGUGAUCAACGCGGUGUUUGAGGCCGUGGAAGGCUGUCGCGUGGCGUUGGGUCCGCACGUGAUCCUGCAGUAUGUUCUACAGGGCCUGUUCCACCCGGCGCGCCGCGUGCGUGAAGUCUACUGGAAGAUCUACAACUCGCUGUACAUGUACGCUCAGGACGGACUGACACCCGCCUACCCGGUCCUGGAGGACGACGGCGUAAACUCGUACAACCGCACCUACCUGGAGCUUUGCAUUUAGGCUGCAUUAGUCUAUCCACAUGUAAUUUGCCAAGCGAGAUAUAUCCGAUGGCUGGUGCC
Molecule: messenger RNA, 3778 nt
Organism: Phytophthora infestans T30-4
Lineage: Eukaryota; Oomycota; Peronosporomycetes; Peronosporales; Peronosporaceae
Product: splicing factor 3B subunit 1
Exons: 1
Coding region: 12-3719 (1235 amino acids)
Biological process (GO): spliceosomal complex assembly
Cellular component (GO): U12-type spliceosomal complex; U2-type prespliceosome; catalytic step 2 spliceosome
Molecular function (GO): mRNA binding
Source: RefSeq, a predicted model, not a curated record